Acromyrmex echinatior (Panamanian leafcutter ant) is the source of this 1218-nucleotide messenger RNA. Its product is annotated as odorant receptor 13a-like. Gene Ontology annotation, biological process: sensory perception of smell; detection of chemical stimulus involved in sensory perception of smell. Lineage: Eukaryota; Metazoa; Arthropoda; Insecta; Hymenoptera; Formicidae. Gene Ontology annotation, cellular component: plasma membrane. Gene Ontology annotation, molecular function: odorant binding; olfactory receptor activity. The record is from RefSeq and is a predicted model, not a curated record.
AUGACUACGAUUAGUCGAUUGAUUAAAUUCGGUCUUCACAUUUACGGUGUAUGGCCAUAUGUACCAUCCACUACAGUGUUCAGAUUGUAUUGGAUCAUAGUGCUAAGCACGGCCCAAGUCUUUCAGUACGGAUACGUAAUAAUGAAUAUUUAUAUGGACGACUUCUCCGAGUACAUGGACGGAGUGAGCAGUGCAAUGACAUCUUCUCUACUUUACAUUAAACUUGUUAUUCUUUGGACCAAUCAACGAAUAUUUUUUGAUGUAUUGCAAAUGAUGUCUGAGGAUUGGCAAGUUCAUACUUCGAAUUGCUAUAACUCACGCAUAAUGACGGAUAUGGCGAAUGUUGCACGUCGCACCUCGAGAUGGAUUGUUGGCAUGCAAAUCGGCUCUGCAACUUUCUACAGUGUUGGCGUACUCGCCGCUAAUGCAAAUAGUCCCGAGAAAUUAGAGCCGUAUGCGCGAGAACUUAUUCUGAAAAUGGAGUUCCCAUUCAACAUUAGUACAGAUUUUAUUUACACAACUGUUCAAACGGUUCAAUUUUAUCACCUAUUUUUAGUCGCCUGCGGUAUUACGAUUAUUAACUCACUUCUCGUCACUUUGAUACUUCAUAUUUGCGGUCAAAUAGACAUUCUUCGAGAAUGGUUGACAAAAAUCUUUUCCAAAAAUUCGGCGGAUUCAAUGGAUGAAAUUACAAUGAAAUCGUUAAUUACAAAGCACCAGCGCAUUAUAAUAUUUGCAGAUAAUAUCGAGACGCUUUACACGUAUAUCGCAAUGAUGAUGCUCUUAUCAGACACGAUCAUUAUAUGUUGUUUAGGAUUUAUUAUAGCCACCUCGCUUGACACACCCAACGCCGCAGCUAUUUUGGUAAAAUCUGUAUUAUUCUACAUCUCAAUGAACGUCGAGGCAUUUAUAUACUGCUUCUGCGGUGAACAUCUAAGCGCUAAGAGCAAAAUGAUUGGAAGUGCGGCGUAUGAUUCUCUCUGGUACAAUUUUCCAGCCAAAGAAAGUCGAACUGUACUCUUUCUUAUUCUGAGAUCGCAAAAAAGAUUAACAAUCACGAGUGGAAAAAUCAUCGACCUUUCUUUAGAACGAUUCACCAGUGUAAUAAAGGCAUCAUUGUCAUAUAUGUCAGUGCUAAUAGCAAUGUAUUCAAGAUAAAUAAUAUAUUCGUAAUUAAUAUGAAUAUGAAACAAUAAUGCCGAAAGUAGAAUUUAGUAA